Molecule: messenger RNA, 108 nt
Organism: Penaeus chinensis
Lineage: Eukaryota; Metazoa; Arthropoda; Malacostraca; Decapoda; Penaeidae
Product: high mobility group protein B1-like
Exons: 3
Source: RefSeq, a predicted model, not a curated record
GAGGAUGAGGAGGAUGAGGAGUAGAAGGAGGAUGAGGAGGAUGAGGAGGAGGAGGAGGAGGAGGAGGAGGAGGAGAAUGACGAGGAAGAGGAGAAGGAGGGCCUGUAA